AACUUUGUAAGCAAUUUUACUUAACUUAAGUAACUUAUUGACCCGACCUUGUACAACUGCAUCCUAAAGUGGCUUUAAAAGAACAGGUAAAAUCUUAAAACACGGUAAUUAUUUCAAAAUGGCCGCGCAUCGGAAUGCGUGAGUCUAACAGUUAUAUUUCUUUGAUUUUUUUCAAGAAAAAUCACCAAAAAACGAUUUUCAAGUAAUAUUAACGUGUUUCGAGUUUUUUCGGGAGUGUUUUGUUUUCUUUCGGCAGCGUUUUGUUUGAAAGAAGCGGUGAUUUCAAUAGUGGGUUAAAGGUUUUGUUUUUUUUGUUGUUGAAAAAUGUUGGUUUUUGGCGAUAUUUUGGUUAAACUUUAGUUAUGAAAAAAGGUUGAUGCGGUUGUGCAGUUUAGUAAUAUGUCUCAUCGAGAUUUUACUGAGGUGGAGCCUGAGGGCACAUCUGAACUACCGGCGGCAAGCCGAACCUUAUUCCUGGAAAAAGUUAGGCAGUCAAACGCCGCAUGUCAAAAUGGGGAUUUUUCUACAGCUGUUGCUUUAUACACCGACGCAUUGCAGCUGGACCCAACCAAUCACAUUUUAUACUCCAACAGAUCAGCUGCGAAGCUAAAGCAAGGGCUUUUCGCCCAGGCUCUACAAGAUGCUGUUACAGCUAGGGAUCUGUGCCCUACGUGGCCCAAAGCAUAUUAUAGACAAGGGGUAGCUUUACAAUGCAUGGGUCGCCAUGGCGACGCCUUGGCAGCCUUUAGUCAAGGUUUAGCACAAGAUUCAACCUCAAAACAGCUUUUGUCAGGCCUUGUGGAAGCCUCUAUUAAGUCACCUCUAAGGCACAACUUGGAACCUACUUUUCAGCAGCUAGAAAUCAUGAAGUUGGAUUCCAGUCCUUUCGUGUUAAUAUCCGUAGUCGGUCAGGAAUUAUUGGCGGCCGGGUUGUAUCACAGCGCAGUCACAGUGUUAGAAUCGGCGUUAAGAAUAGGUUCGUGCUCUUUAAAACUACGCGGGUCAGUUUUUAGCGCGUUAAGUUCAGCGCAUUGGGCUUUAAAUCAAUUGGAUAAAGCGAUAGGUUACAUGCAGCAAGAUCUAGCCAUAGCAAAAAGCCUAGGGGACACUCCUGGCGAAUGCAGGGCUCACGGUAAUCUAGGUUCCGCCUAUUUCAGUCAAGGUUCCUACAAAGAAGCUCUGACAGCGCACAGAUAUCAAUUGGUUUUAGCAAUGAAAUGCAAGGAUACUCAAGCGGCUGCAGCAGCUUUGACGUCGUUGGGACACGUUUAUACAGCAAUAGGGGAUUACCCCAAUGCAUUAGCGUCACAUAAACAGUGCGUCCAGUUGGUGAAGCAAAUGGGUGAUAGGCUACAGGAAGCCAGAGAAAUAGGUAAUGUUGGGGCUGUUUAUUUGGCAAUGGGUGAUUUUGACUCAGCAGUUGAUUGUCAUACACAGCAUCUUAGAAUUGCUAGGAGAUUAGGAAACCAGGUUGAAGAAGCCAGAGCUUAUAGUAACUUAGGCUCAAGUCACCAUUACAAGAGGAAUUUUGCGCAAGCCAUAGUGUAUCACGAAAAAGUUUUAAGAUUAGCGCAAGCUAUAGGCGAUAAAUCUGUAGAAUCUCGGGCAUAUGCCGGCCUUGGUCAUGCCGCUAGAUGUGCUGGAGACUACAUACAAUCCAAACAAUGGCACGAAAGACAGCUUGAUGUAGCUCUAUCAACAAGAGACAAAAUCGGCGAAGGUAGAGCCUGCUCAAACCUAGGAAUUGUGUAUCAGUUAUUAGGUGAAUAUGACGCCGCUCUAAAACUCCACCAAGCCCACUUAUCCAUCGCGAGAAAUCUUCAAGACAGGGCCGGCAUGGGUAGAGCAUAUGGCAACAUUGGAAACGCUUAUUCCGCGGCUGGUUUCUACGAAUCCGCCAUUAAAUACCACAAGCAAGAAUUAACUAUAAGUAAAGAAGUGCACGAUCGUAGCUCUGAGGCUAGUACGCAUGGCAAUUUAGCGGUUGCCUAUCAAGCCCUGGGGGCGCACGAUAUGGCGUUGUUGCAUUAUAGGGCGCAUUUAGGUAUAGCAAGAGAAUUGAAAGAUACAGCUGGUGAAGCUUGUGCACUAUUAAACUUGGCGAACUGUCUGAGCUCUAGAUCCGAGUUUAACGAAGCAGUUCCAUACUAUGAGCAAUAUUUAAUGUUAUCGCAAGAAUUAUCAGAUGUUGAAGGUGAAGCCAAAGCCUGUCAUUUCUUAGGUUAUGUACAUUAUUGCAUCGGUAACUAUAGGGAAGCAGUAAGGUAUUAUGACCAAGAUUUGGCCUUAGCUAAGGAUUUACAAGACAAAAUGAAUAUGGGGAGAGCUUACUGCAAUUUAGGACUGGCACAUUUAGCGUUAGGACAGCUGGAGACAUCUUUGGAGUGUCAAAAAUAUUUUUUAGCUAUUGCACAUAUGAUUAACAACUCCUCAGGCAAAUUUAGAGCACUAGGAAACAUAGGAGACGUACUUAUAAAGAUGGACGAAAUUGAUGAAGCCAUUAAGAUGUACCACAGACAAUUAGCCUUGGCAAGAACAAACAGAGAUCGUGCAAUGGAGGCGGCAGCUUGUGGGUCUCUCGGAAUAGCCCAUAGAUUACUUAAAAGGCUCGAUAAAGCUCUGGGCUUCCAUACGCAAGAGUUGACGUUGUGUCAGGAAAUGUCUGAACUCGCUGGCGAGUGUAAAGCCCAUGGGAAUCUAGGUGUAGUGCAUAUGGCGUUGGGAAACUACACACACGCCGUCAAAUGCUACCAAGAACAACUCGAAAGAGCACAAGAAUUGCAAGAUUGUGCCGUUGAAGCUCAAGCCUAUGGAAAUUUGGGUAUUGCAAGAUUAAACAUGGGCCAUUACGAGGACGCUAUAGGCUAUUUCGAACAGCAAUUAGCAACUUUAGAGCGACUUAACACAGCUACAGCCCAACUGGACAAAGGUCGUGCUUUUGGUAGCCUGGGCGACUGUUACGACGCUCUAGGGGACCCAGAAGAGGCUUCCAAAUGUCACGAACAAUAUUUGGCUAUUAGCUUGAAGCUAAAAAGUGCUAGGGAUCAAGAAAGGGCGUAUAGGGGCUUGGGACAAAGUCAAAAUUACAUGGGGAAUUUGCAGCAAGCUUUAGUGUGUUUGGAGAAGAGGUUGGUUGUUUCACAUGAGUUGGGAAACCCUGAAGCUAAAGCUGCAGCUUAUGGUGAAUUGGGGCAGCUGCAUGCUACGUUGGGAAAUUUGGAACAAGCCGUAUCUUGUUUUGAUCAUCAAAGAAACAUCGCAAGAGAUUUGAAUGAUAAAAUAAUGGAGUCAGACGCUCUCGGCGGUUUGGGGAACGUCUACCAUCAAAUGGGUGAGUACGCUACGGCUUUGCGAUACCAUCAAAAUGACUUGGAGGUCGCGGAACAGUUAGGCAUGGCAAAUCUGCAAAGUAGAGCCUUGGGUAACUUGGGUUCGGUGUAUGAAGCCCUGGGAAACUACGAACAAGCCGUAAGGUACCAAGAACAACACCUACAGAUAGCUGCGACCACAAACGACCAAUUAGCGAAAACUUUGGCGUAUAGUUCGUUGGGUAGAGUGCAUCAACUUUUGGGUAAUAGGCAGCAAGCUGUGGCGUACUUAACUCAAGGUUUGUGCAUCGCUGAAGCCUUAGGAAGACGGGAAGAAGAGGCAAGAAUAAGAAACAGACUGGGUCUUGCUUUAUGGUCUAACGGCGAUUUAGAAGGUUCCCAAAAACAACUUGAAGUAGCCACACAUUUACUAGAAAAUAUACGACGCGAAACAAGAAAUACGUCGGAAUACAAAUUAUCACUAUUCGAGCUACAAUCGUCGAGUUACCAGGUUUUACAGCGGGUUCUGAUAGGUCUAAAUCGGUCAGAAGAAGCCUUAUUGGUAGCGGAAAGAGGCCGCAACAGAGCGUUUGUAGAUUUACUGCUGGAAAGACAAGGUAUGACCGAAAUAAAAAGCAAACACAAAAAUUGCAAAAUAGACGAUGUUACACCGAAUAAUAUCGACCAAAUCAAGGAUAUUGUUAAUAGACAACGCGCGUCAGUGAUAUAUUACAGCAUAGCUGCGGGAUUUUUGUAUGGAUGGUUGAUAACACCCACAAAAGGUGUUGUCAAAUUUCAUUCGGUUUCCCUGAUGGAUUCCGAAUCCGACGGUAAUGAUGGUACAGAUCCUAUACCAUCCGGCACAGGGUUGCUGGAAAAAUUGGUGAAUUCGGUCAGGGAUAGUUUGGGGUUGGAGAUAUCGCCCUGCACAACGAUUAAUGAGGAUCAGUACUCUGAUGAGACUUUGUCUGAAAGAACAGGGUUCUUACGAAUGGUAAAUCGGCAACAUUUAAUGAACUCCAGCAAUUACUCCUUGAGUUCGUUGUUUUCGCUGGGGAGCGUAGGGGGGUCGGUGGCCUCUCUACAGGGCAGCACAAGAUCUAGCGCUAGUAUACAAGGUUCUACCAGAGUGACAAAGCGUCAGACAUGGAAAGGUCCUACAUGUCUGCAUGCUCUUUACACGAUGCUUUUACAACCGUUUGAAGAGUAUUUACCGGUUAAGGGGGGUUCGUCAAAGGAAAAUUCUGGGAAAAGGGAGCUUAUUUUGGUGUUGGAAAGCGAUUUGUUUUUGGUACCGUUUCCCGUACUGAGAUCAUCGAACGAAUCCUCUGAAUAUUUAUGUGAGAGAUUUUCUUUGAUGGUUGUGCCGAAUUUGUCGUCUCUAAGAAGCAAUAGGAUGAGAAAAGGCGAGCAAAGGGAUCAAAACGUUAAGAGUCUUAUUGUUGGGAACCCCAAAUUGCCCAACACAGUGACUGAACAUUGGGGAUGGAGAGAUAUACCACAGGCUGAACAUGAGGCUACAAUGAUAGCUGAACUAUUACAAACGCAAGUUUUGGUGGGAACUAACGCUACGAAAGAACAAGUUUUAAACCAAAUACAAGAAGCAGAGUGUGUUCACUUUGCUACACAUGUUUCUUGGAAACUUUCGUCUUUGGUACUCUGUCCUGCAGAGGUGUUGGAUCAAAGCCAAAAUAAAAGAUUGUACAUCACGGACUCAAAUGAAGACGACGAGGGUAGUGAGGUUGAAACCUCAAGUGCUGAAAUUCCACCUUUAUCGGAAUUUUUACUUAGUGCUGCAGAUAUAUUAUCGUUGAAGUUAUCAGCUAGAUUGGUUGUGGUGAGUUCCUCUCAUACUAGGGAUUCACAGGGUUGGGCCACUUCGGAUGGUCUAGUAGCCUUAGUGAGAGCCUUAUUGGCCGCCGGGGCCCAGGCCGUCUUAGUUUCGCUAUGGCCCGUACCAGAUACGGCCACCAAAAUACUUCUUCGAGCAUUUUAUUCCGCCAUGUUACAAGGGACUAGAGCAGCAAGGGCUUUGGCAGAGGCAAUGCAAACAGUGCAGCACACGAAGCAUUUCGCGCAUCCUGCCAAUUGGGCAGGUUUCGUAUUGAUAGGGCUGAAUGUCAGGUUGAGUAAUAAGGUCGCUUUAAUGGGACAGGCGUUAUGUGAACUUCUACAAGUUCCCGAAAAAUGUAGGGAUGCUCUUAGAGUUACUCUGCAUUUAGUGGAAAAAAGUUUGCAGAGGAUUCACAGAGGACAGAAGAACGCUAUGUAUACCACACAAAAAUCCAUUGAAAAUAAGGUUGGAUCGGUAGUUGGCUGGAAAGAGCUGCUGAUGUCUGUUGGAUUCAGAUUCGAGCCAGCUUCCAAUGGUAUACCGAGUAGUGUCUUCUUCCCUCAGUCGGAUCCAGAUGAGAGGUUAACGCAGUGUUCGGCUAGUCUACAGGCUCUGUUAGGACUAACGUCCACAUCGAUAUACGCCCUGUCCAAACUAACAUCCAACGCUGAUGUUGCCGACGAUAUCAUAGCAGUGAUACAGUCGGCUUUGUCGCAAUUUUCAUCCAAAAACAUCGAUAGUGAUAGUGUGGAUGUGAUGCUCAACGUCAGGUUAUGGAGGGUACCAGGUUGUCAUGAACUUUUGGCCUCACUAGGUUUUGACCUUAUUGACGUGGGUCAAGACAUGGUGACAUUACGAACGGGUAAACAGGCGAACAGAAGGAACAUACAGUUCACUCUGCAAGCGUUGUUAGCAUUAUUUGACACCCAGGAGGCGCCAAAAAGCCUGACGAUAGACUCCUCGAGCAGCCUGGAAUCUCUCGCCUCGGUUGAUAACGAUUUCUCGCAUUCCGACAACGAGUUGAACAUGGUGGCAUCCACGCCCAACAUAACCAACAAACCUGUGCCGAAAAUACCGCCGCCGUUUACGCGCGCAGUGCUGCCAAAACAACGGUUAGGAGGCGCGUUUACUUCGUACGUGAGGAGGAGGGGGGAACCCGAUGGUAGAACUGCUCUUCCAGGGGACAACAAGUUGACAAUGGACUCGAAAUUAGCUAAAAGGAAUACAUUAAGCAGACCUGGUGGAGGGGAAAGUGAUGCUGCUUUCACCCCGAGUCCCCCUAUAGUGCUGCAAAGUGACAACCAAAAUAUAGCAUUGUCACUGGCGCACCAAACUAGAAUAAGGAAUUUAUAUUCGCAAAACGAAUCCAAGGAGAAGAGACCGGACAGUUCGAGCAGCGCAAGCAGCGCCACAGAUUGGGACAACGGCCAUGCCACCGUACUAAGACGGCAAAACCAAAACCAGAUUCCUCCGUUGCCGCCUCCCCGCACAAAGCCGCUGGUGGACCUUCCGCUGUACAACAACCUGCCGGCGGGUCUGUUCGAGAACAGCUCGGACUCUGAGUUGGAGAAAAUGGAGGCGAAGCUGUUCUCCACUGCGAACAGACCGAAGAUAUCGUACAAGAAGUCCAGGAAUCAGAACGCCUUGUGCACGCUGGACAGGCUCAGCGUUAGAACGGAGUUCUUAGGCGCUAGCACUAGCAGCUUGCUGGCGGGAACGAGUCAAAGUGGUGGCAACGGUAGAAAAACCGUCACGCUACCGAGCGAAGAGACUUUGCCUACAAACGAACGACUGUUAUACUUCUCGCCCAAUGAGAUUAAAGACGCUUCGGCCAGCAAGUCUUGCGACAAUGAAGAGGUAACACAGGACUCGCAAAAGAGCGAAGCAAAAUCCGGCAACACUACGGCGUUACACGACACAAUUUUGGCCACGCAGUUCAGACAUAUGAACAGGGAGUUAACUCCGACAAUUUCCGAGGUUUACCACGAAAGAAAUAUUGGUUUAGGAUUGGCCCCGCCUCUGUCCAAACUGCUUUUAAACCAAUCUUCUUCGUCUGCGCCGAAAACCGACAAUUCGGUUUUGGAGAAGAUUACGUUAGGGAUUCUGAACGAUGAGGAUAUAAGUAAUGAGAUCAAGGGUAGCAAAUGCCAAAGGUGCGCGGAAAACUGUAACUGUAAAGCCCCGAAGUCCAAACCUUGGAUGACCGAGAAUGCCAGUGCGUUGCAGCAAAUACACAGUUCCGAUUUGACGACCGCCGAUAUUUUGGAGAGGGAGGUCAAAAAUAAGAAGGGGUUAAGAAUUGUGGAGGCGAGGCCGAAAGAAGACCACCAAGAACCCAAAAGACUGUCUCCUUUUUCCGAGAUGUCACGGAGAGAUGAGGGAGACGGUAGAAGUAUAGCGGAUUCAUAUUCGAGCUACAAAAACACGCAGUUUUUAACUUAUCAUCCCUCUUCUGAUAAGAGCAAACCUGCAAAGCCCAGCGCUAAAAUAAGAACGAUGCAAAGAAAAAAUAUGCCGAUAUAAACUGCACUGAUCAUUUUUUAUGGUCGACUUUAUAACUUUUGUAAUUGUAAGUAAAUUAUAAAAAUAUGUUGUCUCAAACGUGAAAAAAUGGAUUCAUACAAU
Brassicogethes aeneus is the source of this 7767-nucleotide messenger RNA. The record is from the annotation of a GenBank genome assembly. Lineage: Eukaryota; Metazoa; Arthropoda; Insecta; Coleoptera; Nitidulidae.